CAGCAGCUCACUACUAAAGCCCAAAAGAGACUGAGUUUCACUUCAGUGUCCUUGGCUUGUGAGACUCAGCAGGAGGAGAAUGAAGGGGCAUCUGAUGGUGUUGCAGCAGCUGGCGCGGCGGACCCUCACCACCACCGCACGUAGGCAAGUGGAGAACAAAGUGCCGCAGAAACAGAAAUUGUUCCAGGCGGAUAAUGGCAUGCCGGUUCACUUGAAGGGUGGAGCUGGCGAUGCCGUCCUGUAUCGUGCCACCAUGGGCCUCACCAUCUUGGGAACCUUAUUCGUACUGUAUGAACUGGGCAAGGCAUCACUUCCACAGAAGAAAGAAUGAUUCUAACUCCUGGAUUUAUUUCUGCCCUAAUGUCCAUGUAUAAGUUGUAAGGAGUAUAAGGAUGUAUUCUCAUGGAGUAUAUUUAUUCUUUUCAUUAUGGGACCAAUCUACAUGUGUGUAGCGGUGGACAAUAAAAUCUGUCUCCCAUAA
Messenger RNA from Colossoma macropomum (tambaqui), 481 nucleotides. Its product is annotated as cytochrome c oxidase subunit 7A2, mitochondrial. Gene Ontology annotation, biological process: regulation of oxidative phosphorylation; mitochondrial respirasome assembly; mitochondrial electron transport, cytochrome c to oxygen. NCBI's taxonomy places the organism in Eukaryota, Metazoa, Chordata, Actinopteri, Characiformes, Serrasalmidae. The coding region runs from base 80 to 331 and encodes 83 amino acids. The transcript is spliced from 4 exons. The record is from RefSeq and is a predicted model, not a curated record.